AUGCGCGCAAGUAUGAUGCCUUCUUCGCCACUGGCAUCACACCUUUCCUCAUCCACCAUCGCCCAAUCCCACCACCGCAAACACCCCACCUUCUUAAUCCCCGCCGCCUCCCCGCCUCCGCUGCGCAGCCAAUACACCACACCGGACACCCACCAGUCCCCGCCUCUCAAACCCAAAACCAUCCGUUUCCGCCUCAGCCAGCUCUGCCAUCAAGGCCAGCUCAACCUCGCCCGCCAACUGUUCGACGCUAUUCCCCAACCAACUACAGUUCUCUGGAACACUCUCAUCAUAGGCUACGUUUGCAAUAACAUGCCCAAUGAAGCUAUAUCCUUGUAUUCACGCUUGCUUUACGCUCUUACCUCCUCAAUUGAUCGAAAAUGCGACGCUUAUACAUAUUCCUCUGCUCUCAAAGCUUGCGCGGAGGCGAGGCAGCUCUCUAUUGGCAAAUCUGUUCACGCCCGUGUCUUGAGAUGCGAUGUGAAUUCUAGUAGGAUUGUUUACAAUUCUUUGUUGAACAUGUAUGCUUCCUUUGUGGGGAUUGAUUUGGUAGAGAGGUUGUUUAGGGCUAUGCGAAGGCGAAAUGUGGUUUCAUGGAAUACUAUGAUUGCUUGGUAUGUGAAGAAGGGGAUGUUUGUGGAGGCAAUUAGGUGUUUGGUGAUGAUGAUGAGAAUGGGGGUUACACCUACGGUGGUUAGUUUUAUCAAUGCCUUUCCGGCCGUUUCGGGUUUAGGUGAUGUAGAUGUUGCUGACACUGUUUAUGGGAUGGUUACUAGAUUGGGUGGCGAAUAUGUUGAUGAUUUGUUUGUUGUGAGCUCUGCUAUUACUAUGUAUGCAGAGCUUGGCUGUGUUCAUAUUGCUCGGAAGAUAUUUGAUAACUGCUUGGUCAAGAAUGCACAUGUUUGGAACACUAUGAUUGGUGGUUACGUGUUGAACAACCGGCCAGUUGUGGCAUUGGAGCUGUUUAUUGAUGCAUUGGAGUCGCAAGAUGGUGGUGGUGAUGUGGAUGAUGUGACUUUUCUUUCAGCUUUGACUGCAGCUUCCGAGUUGCAGCAGUUGGAAGUUUCAAAGCAGCUGCAUUCGUAUUUGAUCAAGAAGUCGUUGGUUUCCUCUGUUAUUCUAGUUAAUGCGCUUGUAGCUUUGUAUGCCAAGUGCAACUGUAUUGGUGAUUCGUUCAAGGUUUUUAGUGAGAUGCAGGAGAGGGAUGUAGUGUCGUGGAACACUAUGAUCUGUGUUCUUGUGCAGAACGGCUUGGAUGAUGAAGGGUUGAUGCUCGUGUAUGAGAUGCAGAAGCUAGGGUUUUCAAUUGAUGAUGUGACAAUCACUGCUAUACUCUCUGCAGCGUCAAAUCUUGGAAACCGGGACAUUGGGAUACAGAGCCAUGCUUAUCUGAUUAGACAUGGGAUUCAGUUCAGUGGGAUGGAGAGUUAUCUCAUUGACAUGUAUGCAAAAUCGGGUUUGAUGGAAGCUGCAAAGACGGUCUUCAAUUUGUAUUGCAAACCUAGUAGUGAUCCAGCCGUGUGGAAUUCCAUUAUCUCCGCGAGCACGCAAAAUGGAUUGAUUGAUGAGUCCUUGCAUGUUUUCAGGCGGAUGCUAGUGGAGAAUGUAGUACCGAAUGCUGUGACCAUGGCAUCAGUUCUCCCAGCUUGCAGCCAGUCAGGAAGUCUGGCUGUUGGAACUCAACUCCAUGCUUUUGCAAUUCGCCAUUUCUUGGACGAAAACGUCUUCGUGUGCUCUGCUCUGGUGGACAUGUACUCAAAGUCAGGGGCAUUUGUUUACGCCGAGAGGGUUUUCUCAAAAUCGACUGAGAAAAACUCAGUCACCUGCACGAAUAUGAUCUUGGGAUACGGUCAGCAUGGGAUGGGAGAGAAAGCUCUCGAACUGUUCCACUCCAUGAAAGAACUUGGCAUCAACCCCGAUGCCAUCACCAUUUUAGCAGUGUUAUCUGCUUGCAGCUACACAGGUCUGAUCAAUGAAGGGCUCAAGAUAUUUGAGUCUAUGGAGGGUGAGUAUGGGAUAAAGCCCUCGAUGGAGCAUUAUGCUUGCGUUGUGGACAUGUUGGGAAGAGUCGGGAGGGUGGUUGAGGCAUAUGAGUUCGCUUGGAGAUUGGGGAAAGGAGGCAAUGUAUUGGGGAUCUGGGGAUCACUCCUUUCUGCGUGCAGAAUCCAUCAAGAGUUUGAGCUGGGAAAGGUUGUUGCUGAUAAGCUGCUCGAGUUAGAAGGACCAGAUAGGGCUACAGGCUACCGCGUCCUGCUUUCUAAUAUACACGCGGAGGAGGGGAACUGGGAAGGUGUAAAGUCGACGAGGAGGGAGAUGCUGGAGAAAGGUCUGUCGAAGGAGGUCGCCUGCAGCUGGAUCGACGUCUAUGGUUACUCUAAUUGCUUUGUAUCCAGAGACAGAAAGCAUCCCCAUUGUGAUGAGAUAUAUGACUUGUUGAAGCAUUUGUCUCCCAAUAUGAAGGAUUUUGGCUUGGCGCCGUCUAUUGUAUGUGGCGAAUGGUAGGGUUCGCGGUUGCAGAGGCUCGACUCAAUAGCGUUGAAGAUGCAACCAGCGGUCUCUGAGAAUGGAACCGGAGACUAGGACAGAAGCCGACAAUGUGGAGAAAUAUAGAGCAUGAGUGAUGAGUCUCGUGGUUUGAUCAGCUCCAGUGGCAGCAGUUGGUCGGUGUCAUCAUGAGCCGCCCAUUUUCAUGGAGACGAGGAGGGAUUUAGGGUUUAUGGUUUGAGGUGAUUGCCUGCUGCUAUACUGCCAGUUCCAGUUCCAGUUCCAGUUCCAUGGAGGUGGGGAUUGAUAAGAAUAUUAUGAUGUUGACACUUAAGUUGAUUUGGCUUUUAGUCAUAAGAUGGUGUGUAGUAGUUUACCCCAAGCCACUGUCAAAACUCUUUUACUAAAUGAUUCAUGCAUUGUAAGUAAAUGAAUUCAAUCCACCCAGGAACGAAUGAAUUAACUUUCUACUCCUUUUAGGUACAAUCAAGAUAUUUUCCCUUUCCA
This is a messenger RNA of Salvia splendens (bonfire salvia), 2988 nucleotides long. RefSeq names its product Tetratricopeptide repeat (TPR)-like superfamily protein. NCBI's taxonomy places the organism in Eukaryota, Viridiplantae, Streptophyta, Magnoliopsida, Lamiales, Lamiaceae. The transcript has a single exon. Gene Ontology annotation, biological process: RNA modification. Bases 1 to 2499 code for a protein of 832 amino acids. The record is from RefSeq and is a predicted model, not a curated record. Gene Ontology annotation, molecular function: RNA binding; protein binding.